Molecule: messenger RNA, 766 nt
Organism: Prunus mume (Japanese apricot)
Lineage: Eukaryota; Viridiplantae; Streptophyta; Magnoliopsida; Rosales; Rosaceae
Product: Ribosomal protein S21 family protein
Biological process (GO): translation
Cellular component (GO): ribosome
Molecular function (GO): structural constituent of ribosome
Source: RefSeq, a predicted model, not a curated record
UCAACCCUUUAGACUGAGCCCCCCGCCACGCCACCCUCACCAUCGCCAUGGCCGCUGUCUCCAAGCUCCUCUCUUCCAUCCUUCCCUCAAAAUCAUCACCACCACAGCCAUCACCAUCAUCAUCAAACCUUCCUCUGCCACCAUGUGUCUCUCUUCCCAAAACCCCAUCUUGGAGGGCCCCACUGGUGGCCACCUGGACCCCAUCAUCAACUCCUUCUUCCUCAUCUUUAGCCAGUAUAUUGUGGCCCUCACUCGCAUACUCAAACACCCUCUUCUUCAAAUCAGCGUACAACGUUCAGAUCGUAGUGCAAGACAACGAUUCCGAGGAAAAGCUUGUUGGGAGGUUCAGAAAGGAGGUUCUGAGGGCUGGUGUGUUGCAAGAGUGCAAGACCAGGAGGUUCUUCGAGAACAAACGGGAGAAGAAGCAGAGAAAGACUAGACAGGCUGCCAGAAAGAACCGCAAAAGGUAUCCACAGUCAAAAGAUCCAAGGCAGGACAAACCGGAAGCGAGGAUAAAUGAUGACAAUGAAGACGAUAACUGGGACUACGAUGUAGAACUUCCAUAUCAUUGAUAUGCAAGGACCUUUGACAUCCAUUGUUAUUGGAGAUCAAAUGCCUGCACCCUCAAUAUAUUUAGAGGGUUUGAUUUAUGUUCAAACUCUUCUUUGGCGAUAUGAAUCACAGAUACCCAACUUGAGCAUAGGAGGAUAGACAAUGAAAUCAAAAUUCAGAAUGUGGCUUUUAUAAGAGAUUGCUUUUACCUCAA